AUAUCACAUGCAUGACUACGGAAGUUCAUCGCCAGUGAAGCAAAUUUUUGUGUCUGUUUAAGUUAAUAUAUAUAUAUACACACCAAUAGAAAUAUAUAAAGAUAUGAUAAAUGAAGAAAUGGACGAAUCUGAUCAAUUACUGGACGAAAAACUACUUGCUUUCAUGGACCAGCUGGAAUUACUGGAGGAAAAACGAGCUCGUCUCAAUUCACUCAUUGAGCAGGGAUGGUUUUUUAUUUCGAAGGCGCGAUUUUCUAUGGGAAAUAAACAAGUGUCAACUCUUCAGUAUGCAAGUGAGAUGACACCACUAGUUUCUCUUCACAUAAGAACACUUGAUCAUGGUAAUGUUGAGUUCUGCACGGAUGCACCCCAGCAUAAUAAAGAGUAUGAGCACAUGAAAACACCUGUUGAAGAUAUUGGCCCACAAACGGAAGGUGUCAAACAGAGAAGAAAAACAAGAAAAACCAACAUUGAAAAGGAGGCAGUAGAAGAAUUGAGCAGUAAAAAAAUGCCUCAGGAGCUUCCAGCUUUAAAAAGUGAACACAGUCCUCAGAAAAAUCCACUUCAAUGGUUUGGUAUUUUAGUACCACAAUCCCUGAAACAAGCCCAGGCAUCAUUCAAGCAAGUCAUUGAGCUGUCUGCUGAGAUUGCAACACUUCAGGUGCUGAUAUCGAACACUAGAAAAGAGCUAAAGCAAUGUUUUAAGGAAAAAGAUGAAAAAAAGGCAGAUGUUAAAGACUAAUAUUUGUGUUAUUUCUGCUAGAUUUAUUAGCCAAGCAUUUCUGUGAAUGUGUUGUUGACAUUGUUUAUUAAAUUAUACGAUUACUUUGGGCUGGAGGCUGGGUACACCCUGAACCAGUUGCUGGGCGAUUGCAGGUUACAAACAGCCACUCACACCUACAGACACUUCAGAGCAGAGGUGGGCAAACCUGUGCUCAAGGGCCGCAGCGGGUCCUGGUCUUUGUUACAACUGAUCCAGCACAGGGGCCUGGGGAAACAAGAAGCACCUCACUGCAAUUAACUGAUUGCACUUGUUAGACACCAGAUGGGUGAAAAAGUGUCCUCUUGAUUGGUUGCGACAAAAAAAACCCAUCCCCUGCGGCCCUUGUGGAAUAGUUUGCCCACCCCUGCUUUAGAGCAUUCCUAAGUUGUAUGGAAAAUCCUUAACAAUAAUAAAGGCUUACAUUUUGCAACAGCUUUGUUUAUAGAAUUCAUCCAAUCAACAGAGAAAAUGGUGGUGGCUACUGAAACACAUUUGUUGCAAAAUGGUAAAGACAAUAUGCUUCAUAACAACCGUGUGAGUUGGAUACCGUGUACAUGUUAGCAUCACACCCAUGUCUUUAAUAACGGCACAGAGAUGAAAUUGUUCUGACAGAUUUACAAAUUCAUACACAUGUCGGAAAUAACGCUGUAUAUUUUGCUGCCUAGUAUUGUGCGAAUGCAAAAUGUCUGCUAUUACCUCACACAUUACAUAUCCUUCUUGUCUUUUGCAACAGUACAGUUGGGCUUCAGUAGCGUAAUGUUUAAAAAAUAAUAAUAAAAAAAAGUUCAAAAUGAA
Molecule: messenger RNA, 1558 nt
Organism: Corythoichthys intestinalis (scribbled pipefish)
Lineage: Eukaryota; Metazoa; Chordata; Actinopteri; Syngnathiformes; Syngnathidae
Gene: vma22
Product: coiled-coil domain containing 115
Exons: 5
Coding region: 104-742 (212 amino acids)
Biological process (GO): vacuolar proton-transporting V-type ATPase complex assembly
Source: RefSeq, a predicted model, not a curated record